GUGGAUCUUGUUUUACAUCGCCAUUUCCCAGUUAUCCGAGCUUGACCAGAGAUAAUAAUCUUAUAAAUACAUACGUACGAGACAACAUGUAACGCGACGCCGCGCUUUUCGACCAUCAAAUCAGCAAACUAAUCAAAAGCGAAACACCAAAAUGUCCCGACAUCGAAACAUACGUUCCAUGAAUUAUAGCGACGAAUAUGAUGGCUAUGACGACGUCUACGGGCAUUCAGUGGAAGAGGACUACUGCAUGUCGCCCAGCCAGGCCACAUUCAUGUACAAUAGAGACAAUCCUCAGCGAAUUGGUGCCUUCAUGGCAUCACAGAAUGACAUUGCUGAGGAGGAGGAUGAUGAAUUAGCAAAAGUAAAAUUAGAAUCAUGUAUUGAUGCAAUGAAAGACACACUGGGAGUAUCAAUCACCCGACAACAGAUGGUUGAGGCAGCUGUAAGGAAUAACUAUGACCAUGAGAAAGCCAUCCAGGAGAUUUUAGUCAAGCAGGUGCUGCCUGUGUCUGUCAAUGUGGAAAAGAAAGUCAGUGAAAGCACGCCCACAACGCCCAACGUAAAGAUCAUCACGCCGGCGGUGACGCCCUCGACGGCGAGCAAAUCGCGCAGCGUUAUUAAAGGUUUCGACCUGUCGAACAAGCUGAACACGCCCAGAUCGCAGUCGCCUGCUUCGGGGCGUGGCACACCGACGCAGAUAGUCGCUGAUGGCGAAAAGGAUCGCGAACGAGAGCGGGAGAAACCGCUGGAGGAAAUUCGCACGCCGAGCAAAAAGGAAAAGACCGCCGAUCCGGAAGUGCAGUACAAAAAGGAAAGGGGCGAUCAUAAGGAGCAUUUAUACAUGAUUGUGAUUGGUCAUGUCGAUGCAGGCAAGAGUACCUUAAUGGGACACAUGCUAUGUGCGCUAGGACAAGUGCAACAGAAGACAAUGCACAAAUAUGAGCAAGAGAGUCGUAAGUUAGGCAAACAAAGUUUCAUGUAUGCUUGGGUCUUGGAUGAAACUGGCGAGGAGAGAAAUCGCGGAAUUACAAUGGAUGUUGGACGCUCACAAUUCGAAACAAAGACUAAAUUAGUUACUUUACUAGACGCACCUGGACAUAAAGAUUUCAUCCCGAAUAUGAUCUCUGGCGCUGGACAAGCUGAUGUCGCCCUGUUAGUGGUGGAUGCAACCCGCGGUGAGUUCGAAACCGGUUUCGAGUUUGGCGGUCAAACUAGAGAGCACGCUUUGCUCGUACGCUCGCUGGGUGUGACUCAAUUAGCUGUCGCCAUCAAUAAGUUGGACACAGUGUCAUGGUCGCAGGAGCGUUUCAACGAAAUCAAGGACAAACUCAAGGCAUUCUUAAAACAAGCGGGUUUCAGAGAAAACGACGUCACAUUCGUGCCAUGCAGCGGUUUAACCGGACAGAAUUUGGUCGACAAAUCGACUGAAAACGAACUGGUGUCGUGGUAUAAUGGCUCAAGUCUUUUGGAAGUUAUUGAUGGGUUUAGAUCCCCGGAGAGGCCGAUUACGAAGCCUUUCCGCUUUUCGAUUAAUGAUAUUUUCAAGGGCACCGGGUCUAAUUUCUGCGUCGCUGGAAGAGUUGAAACUGGUACCUUGAACGUCGGUGACAAGGUAAUGGUGUGUCCUAUUCGCGAAGUGGCCAUUGUGAAAAUGAUCACUACCGAUGAAAUGCCUCAACAAGUUGUAUUCGCUGGCGAUCAACCGUCAAUUACUUUAGCCGGGGUAGAGAUGCAGCAUGUUACCAUUGGUAAUAUUCUGUGUGAUCCACAUUAUCCGGUUCCGGUCUCGUCCAAGUUCCAGUGUCGCAUUGUUGUCUUUAACGUGACUAUUCCAAUAACAAAAGGUUUUCCGGUGGUGCUGCAUCAUCAAUCCUUAGUUGAGCCGGCUACAAUCUCGAAACUCAUAUCGCAGCUGAACAAGGCAACCGGCGAAGUUCUAAAGAAACAUCCACGGUUUUUGGGUAACAAUACAAGCGCCAUGAUUGAAAUUCAAGUGCAGCGACCACUCGCGAUCGAGUUGUACAGCGAGUGCAAGGAGUUGGGCAGGGUUAUGUUGCGCGUUGGUGGCGUGACCAUCGCCGCCGGGCUGAUCACAAAAAUCAUCUUGUAAUUUUCUUAUUAACAUCAUGUUAAUGUUUGUAUAAAUAUACGGAUAAGGGGAACAA
Messenger RNA from Dalotia coriaria, 2165 nucleotides. RefSeq names its product translation elongation factor EF-1alpha (GTPase) HBS1 (gene HBS1). The transcript has 8 exons. Gene Ontology annotation, molecular function: GTPase activity; GTP binding. The record is from RefSeq and is a predicted model, not a curated record. The coding region runs from base 152 to 2110 and encodes 652 amino acids. Gene Ontology annotation, biological process: translation. Lineage: Eukaryota; Metazoa; Arthropoda; Insecta; Coleoptera; Staphylinidae.